AUGGCUCACCUAGAAUCUCGCAAGCAUAUCUCCACGGACUCUGGUUUCCCGAUCACACUGCAUCCGCAUUUCAACGAGAAAGUAAAGAGCCACGUUCCCCCGGAACCACUCCGAACUCCAAUUACCCCGCCUCCAGACAGAGCAUUGUUCGCAGAUCCAGAGAAAAAAGCGCUGUUCACUGUGGCAAAGCGAGCUGACCUGACUGAAUCAAUUGGAACUGUACUCGAGGGUGUGCAGUUAUCCCAGUUGAAUGAGACUCAACUGGAUGAACUAGCGCUGCUUGUAAAUGAGCGUGGUGUUGUUUUCUUUCGUGACCAGGACCUCACUACUGCGAAGCAGGUUGAACUGUUUCAGCACUAUGGGAUUUUGGACAGGCAUCCGGCUCAAAAGUUCGUGAGCAUCCAAGGUAGCCGCGAAGAUCACCGAGAAAUUUUGAGUUACACCCCAUGGCCAAGUGGAGACUUCCACGCCGAUACCUCAUUCGAGAUCAAUCCGCCAUCUUACUCGCUUCUGCGAAUGGAGGAGCACCCUGAAGUUGGUGGUGACACCGCCUGGGUGUCACAAUAUGGUUUAUACGACGCCCUGAGCAAUGCUUACAAGAGGUUCCUCGAUGGUCUCCACGCGGUGCAUACCUCAAGAUUACAGUACGAUACCAUCAUCGAUCUUUGGGGAGCUGGUCCAAACCGCCCUCCAAUCGAUACCCAUCAUCCCGCCGUCCGAACUCACCCCGUCACCAAGUUGAAAGCUCUCAAUGUCAACCCUGGAUUCGUGACUGGGUUUGCUGAGCUCAAGAAGCUGGAGUCUGACAAGAUUCUCGAUUUCUUGGCAUAUCAUAUUCACUCGGCAGACGAUCACUCCGUCCGAUGGAAGUGGGCGGUUGGCAGUGUCGCGAUGUGGGACAAUCGCUGCACUCUUCAUCGGGUCAUCCCGGGAACCUACACAGGAACCAGACGUGGUAUUCGGACAACAGUGUUUGGCGAAAGACCUUCCUUCGACCCUGCAAGUGAGAGUAGAGCAGAGCGCGUACUGCGUGAAGAGAGCGAACACGAAGGAAAGGACGGUGUUUGA
This is a messenger RNA of Penicillium brevicompactum, 1068 nucleotides long. RefSeq names its product TauD/TfdA dioxygenase family protein. The transcript is spliced from 10 exons. The coding region runs from base 1 to 1068 and encodes 355 amino acids. Lineage: Eukaryota; Fungi; Ascomycota; Eurotiomycetes; Eurotiales; Aspergillaceae. Gene Ontology annotation, cellular component: cytoplasm. Gene Ontology annotation, molecular function: 2-oxoglutarate-dependent dioxygenase activity. The record is from RefSeq and is a predicted model, not a curated record.